AUGGAGAAAGGCAUUAUGAACAUCAAGUUGAUGGAUAACCCAGUGCUAACUGGCGGCAACAACCAAAAGACAACGAGCUGUGAUCAUCUUGGCAGUGAGAGAAAAAUUUUCAUGAUAAUCCAGGCCCUUUGUUUAAGUAAAACCUUUGGCAACAAGGCGGGCUUUGUAGCACUCGAUAGAACCAUCAGCACAGUGUUUGAUCUUGUACACCCACUUGCAGUCAAUGGGAAAUUUGCCAUGAGGCAAAGGAGUAAGAGUCCAAGUGUGAUUGUCAGCAAGAGUAGCAAGUUCGAAGUCCAUAGCCUCACGCCAUCGAGGAUCGCUGUUGGCCUCUGCAAAAGAGGAAGGUUCUACACUUCGACUGAUGGAGUUAACAAAAGCAAGAUGUUUGUGCGAGUAUCGAUGGUAAGAACUAAAAUUACAGAGGGGAAAACGAGUACCUGGUGGAGGAUCGGUUGGCGAAGACGAGGAAUGAUGUGGGGGCAGAAUCACCUGCGAGUAAACGAAGUCCUUGAGGCGUGUGGAGGUUUGCUUGGGACGGGAGGAGGUACGGGUAGGCUGAGCUGUGUAAGGUACAGGCUGGGUAAAGAGUACAUCAGCAGGAAGUGGUGCCUAGAUGCUGGCGAAAAGAGUGGGGUCCGUGGGAAAAUGGAGAUCAAGAGUGGGUUGAUGGAGGAGGUCUAA
Prunus armeniaca (apricot) is the source of this 684-nucleotide messenger RNA. The record is from the annotation of a GenBank genome assembly. Lineage: Eukaryota; Viridiplantae; Streptophyta; Magnoliopsida; Rosales; Rosaceae.